AUGGACGCACGCGCCGGCACCCCGCUCACCCCAUCCUACAGCCGCGACCCCUCCACCGCCGCCGUCACCGGAAACCCUAGCGCGGGGAGCGUUGGCCUCGCCACCGCCGGAGCUCCUCCGAGCAUCGGCCUCGUGCGCGGCCUCUUCAUGCCGCUGCGGAUGACCUCGGCGGCGGAUAGCUUAUUUGCAUUGUUCUAUAUAUUUGGUAGUGUCAACGAUGAUGCAUACAUGUCAACUAUGGGUGUUGGCUCCAACAAUUCGCAUUGGUCUCAAACCAAUGACAUGCAUUUCGAGGACCAUGAGUUCGAGGUGGACGAGGAUGGUGAGGGCAUUGUCGACGCGCCGAAAGGAAGAGCGGGCAAUUACACCAACGCCGAAGACAUCUUACUAUGCAAUACUUGGUUGCAAGUGUCGAGGGAUCCAUCCGUUGGAGGUGAUCAAAGUAGAGAUGCUUAUUGGGGGCGGAUGAAAGAACACUUUGAUGUUCGCAACGUGAGUGGAAUUGACCGCUUCGAGAGAUCACUUCGGUCCCGGUGGUCGACAAUCAACAAGGAUUGUCAAAAGUGGGCGGCCGCACAAAAGGCGGUUGACAAGUUAAACCCAAGUGGCACCAAUGAGGACGAUAGAUACAACAUUGCACAAAACUUGUUCAAAGGAGAGGAGAAGAGAACCAAGAAGGGGAAGAUCAAGAAAGGAAGGAUAUUUACCUUGCCUCAUUGCUAUGAAGUGUUGAAGGAUGAUGAGAAAUGGAAGAAGCGUGAUGAUUUGGAUGAUUUGGAUUUGAGCAACAAACGCAAACGAACAAUUGAGUUGGAUGAUGAUGAUGAUGAGGAGGAUGAUGCAUCAAGUGAUGACGGCAAGAGAAGCCCCACACCCAACUCGGUUUCAUACUCGAAGCCAAAACGACCGGAUGGGUGCAAGAAAGACGCAAAAGAAAAGAAGAAGAGGAAAGGAGAUAAUGAGCUCAAAAAUGCUAUGGAAGCUAUUGUGAAGGCAAGAAAAGAAGCCAACGAGGUGAGAAAAAUGGCAAGGAACCAAGAUGCCGCGGCCGAGGAGAGGAAGGUGGCUUUGGAUGAGAGGAAGAUGAGCAAUGAGGAGCGAACUAGAUUGUUGGAAUGGGAGAAGCACUUGUUCUUCUUGGACACAUCUAUCCUCAAUGAGGCGCAAAAGGAGCCGAUGGCUGCAUCGUAG
Molecule: messenger RNA, 1191 nt
Organism: Aegilops tauschii subsp. strangulata
Lineage: Eukaryota; Viridiplantae; Streptophyta; Magnoliopsida; Poales; Poaceae
Source: RefSeq, a predicted model, not a curated record